Molecule: messenger RNA, 1819 nt
Organism: Dipodomys ordii (Ord's kangaroo rat)
Lineage: Eukaryota; Metazoa; Chordata; Mammalia; Rodentia; Heteromyidae
Gene: Dync2li1
Product: dynein, cytoplasmic 2, light intermediate chain 1
Exons: 13
Coding region: 90-1145 (351 amino acids)
Biological process (GO): intraciliary transport involved in cilium assembly; intraciliary retrograde transport
Cellular component (GO): cytoplasmic dynein complex; axoneme; ciliary basal body
Molecular function (GO): dynein heavy chain binding
Source: RefSeq, a predicted model, not a curated record
UUCGCCCGCUGAUUCCGGAGCCCGUGGCCCCCGGAGUUCUUGGCCGGCCCCCACGCCCAGCCUGCCAAAUCUGGGGUCACCCGGCCACUAUGCCCAGUGAAACUCUCUGGGAUAUUGCCAAAGCUGAAGUGGACAAAAGAGGAAAUAAUGGAAGUGAAGGUGAUGGAGUUGAAAUUGGAGAAAAAUCUGUUUUCUUCAUUGGCAGUAAAAAUGGGGGAAAGACUACUAUUAUUCUAAGGUGUCUUGACAGGGAUGAGCCAGCGAAACCAACCUUAGCUUUGGAAUAUACAUAUGGAAGAAGAGCAAAGGGGCAUAACACGCCAAAAGAUAUUGCUCACUUUUGGGAGCUGGGUGGAGGAAGCUCCUUACUGGACUUAAUUAGCAUCCCUAUCACAAGUGACACCUUGCGGACAUUUUCUAUUGUUCUUGUUUUGGAUCUUUCAAAGCCUAAUGAUCUUUGGACCACUAUGGAAAAUCUGUUGCAAGCCACAAAAAACCAUGUGGAUAAAGUGAUCAUGAAACUUGGAAAGACGCAUUCUAAAGCAACAUCUGAAAUGAGGCAGAAGAUGUGGAGUACUAUGCCAAAGGACCAUCCGGAUCGUGAGUUAAUCGACCCAUUUCCAAUCCCUCUGGUCAUAAUUGGAAGUAAAUAUGAUAUUUUUCAGGAUUUUGACUCUGAGAAGAGAAAGGUGAUAUGCAAGACGCUCCGAUUUGUUGCACAUUACUAUGGAGCAUCUCUAAUGUUUACUAGUAAAUCAGAAGCUCUACUACUAAAAAUCCGUGGAGUGAUCAACCAGUUGGCAUUUGGUAUUGAUAAAAGCAAAUCGAUAUGUGUGGAUCAGAAUAAGCCACUGUUUAUCACAGCAGGAUUGGAUUCUUUAUGUCAAAUAGGGGCUCCUCCUGUUCCCGAUAAUGACAUUGGAAAGCUUCACGCUCAUUCUCCAAUGGAGUUGUGGAAAAAAGUAUAUGAAAAGCUCUUUCCACCAAAGAGUAUCAGCACGCUGAAAGCUACUAAGGACCCUGCUCGAGAUCCUCAGUAUGCUGAAAGUGAAGUUGAUGAAAUGAGAGUUCAGAAGGAUCAGGAGCUGGAGCAGUACAAGAAAAAUUCUUCCAAGACUUGGAAACAAAUCGAGCUAGAUUCUUAAACCUAACUCAACUAUUAUGUGUUUAUUUCUUUUUUUCUAAAUUCAAGUAAGAUUAUCUUACUAAUAAGUAUUGUAUAAAUGUGACAAAAGUUAGGAUAUUCAGUUUCUCAAGAGCAAAGCUGAGCUUCUUGUUAAAUAUUGUGGAGUCUUUUAAAAAGGAAAAACAUUAACUACAUGCAAUAUUUUUUAAAUAAAAGAAUCUUCCACCACUUACAUCUAAUAUGAAUGUUGUAUAAAUUCAGGUCAGUAUUUAGAAGUUUCUGUUUAUAUGUUCUUGGGAAUAUGAAAGCCAAGAGUAUUUGGUAAUAGUUUUAUAUGUAAAGUGAAGUGUCUCUGUUGGAUGCAUCCCUUCUAGAAGGAAUACUGAGCUGUAGCUAGUAGGAAAUUACCGGAGGUCCUAAUUUCAAGCUUUUAACACUUGGAGGCUCAGAAUAUACCAGAAAGCAUUUCUUUAAAUUGCACAUCCCUGGACCCUAGAGGCUAUGAAUGAGUGGCUUGUGUUCAUUGUCAUUACUGUGAGAGAGACAAAUUUAUUUAGUGUCAUCUUUUAAGUCUAAGGGGGAUGACCUGUCAAUAAGAUGACCAAAACUUCAUAUAUUGAGGCUAGCAGGAUUAUUUCCAAGGUGAUAUAUAACCUUUAAGAACCCUUCCCAAGGUGGCUCAGUGGUAGAGCG